CAGAGUUCCUCUGUAGCAUCAGUAUCAAGAUCACGAUUGCUGCGGCCCAUCAAGAUCAAGAUCAAGACCCGUAAACACUAAACAUGGCUGCACUGUCUAUAUUGUGCUACACCGGUGCAGCACGAUCACAAUUGCUAAGAUGGGCUGCUACCAGCUUCCACACAAGUGCAGCACUUGAGGCAGCCAGGAAAGGGACACGAGCUAAAGCAGAGGCCAAGAAGGCAGCUUCAAAGAAAGAGGCAGUAAAGAGAGAAUUUAUUCCUUUAAAGAAACGACUAGAACUCAAGCAGACAGGAGGUGCAUCACCACGACGUGCUGAAGAUCACCUAAAGAAUCCAAGUGACAAUGUUUGGUUUGCGAGGUUCUACAAACAACAGGUGUACACUGUGGAGCAGGCUUUUACCAUGCAUCGGGAGACUCAUCACCCAACACAACUUGAUCUCCCUGAUGCUCUUCUGCACACAGAAGUUGAACUAGACAUGUCAACUGACAAAACAAAUCGGUUCAUUGAUGACUUCUACAAUGUGCUUCGUCUACCUCAUGACUUCAACACAGAGCAAGAGAGAACAGUCCUAGUUGUAUCACGGAGUGAGGAUGUGCAAGAGAAAGCAAUACAGAUGGGGGCAACACAUGCAGCAGGGCUUGAAAUUAUCAAGCAAGCUCAGAGUGGUGACAUCAACCUAAGGGACUAUGACCAUUUCAUUGCUGAGACUGAUAUUCUUCCAGACUUCGUUGCAGUUCGUGGCUUGAUAAGGAAAAGAUUUCCUGCUGUCAGGAAUGGUACUGCUGGCACUGAUGUCUUGGCAUUACUUGAGCGUUUCACCAGAGGCAUUGAAUAUCAUACUGCAAAAGACAAGUAUCAUCAUGAUUAUGCAACAAUUAGAGUACCUUUUGGUCGGCUUGGCAUGUCCAAUGAACAGCUGGAAGAUAACCUAUCAGUUCUCCUGCAGGAUGUUAAUCAACAGAAACCAAACAAGAAAUCAAAUGACCUUAUUACCAGGGCCAUAAUAUUUUGUCCACCAACGAAGUGGUAUUUCAAGAUUAACCACAGACUUUAUCUUCCUCAGUCUGAGAAGGCCAUUAAAGUUGCAGCAGCUGUUUAAAUUUUUUUUUAAUAGUAGUAAUGUAAUUUACUGUUGUUAUAGUGGAUAAUUUCUUUAAAAAUACUCUUCCAAGUC
This is a messenger RNA of Portunus trituberculatus (swimming crab), 1178 nucleotides long. It is a transcript of the gene mRpL1, whose product is annotated as 39S ribosomal protein L1, mitochondrial-like. NCBI's taxonomy places the organism in Eukaryota, Metazoa, Arthropoda, Malacostraca, Decapoda, Portunidae. Bases 84 to 1103 code for a protein of 339 amino acids. The transcript is spliced from 9 exons. The record is from RefSeq and is a predicted model, not a curated record.